GAGAUUAUGCGAAUUGUUUGGCGCCCUCAAUCAAACGCCACGAAUCUCUCUCUCUCUCUCUCUAACAGAAGAAGUAGAAAAAACGAAAACCUAAACAAUUGUUUGGGUGCUGAUUCCGAAGGAAAGGUUUGUCCAAUGUCAGAACGCACACUUUCCAAUUCCGAUACGCAAUUGAGUAUUGGAGAGAGGGCUUUGUCCGCUUCUGGUGCCGCUUUCCUUUCUGCUAUCAUCGUUAAUCCUCUCGAUGUCGCCAAGACAAGAUUGCAAGCACAGGCUGCUGGGGUUCCCUAUCAAGGCAUUUCUCAGAUGUCAUCUUUUCAAACUAAAACGAUGGUGCACGAGGUUACAUGUCCUGGUAUGAAUGCAGUAUCUGCCUCUGACUUACAAUGUCCUUCAGGGUGUAAUCGGUAUAAAGGGACGUUAGAUGUCCUCUACAAAGUUAUACGUCAGGAAGGGUUUACAAGGUUGUGGAGAGGCACAAAUGCAAGUUUAGCAUUGGCUGUGCCAACUGUUGGAAUCUAUAUGCCUUGUUAUGAUAUCUUCCGCAACUUGAUGGAAGAGUUUACAACUCAGAAUGCUCCAAAUUUAACACCUUAUGUUCCAUUAGUUGCAGGAUCAGCUGCACGUUCAUUGGCUUGCAUUUCUUGUUAUCCUAUAGAACUUGCAAGGACACGCAUGCAGGCAUUUAGAGUAACCCAAAGUGCCAACCCUCCAGGGUUGUGGAAGACAUUGCAUGGAGUCAUCAACCCCGUCAAGGGCACGAGUAUUCUUCAAAGCUUACAUCGGUACCGUUUCUGGUGGACUGGCCUUGGAGCACAACUUUCACGUGAUGUUCCAUUUUCUGCAAUUUGCUGGUCUACCAUUGAGCCAAUAAGGAAAAGAAUUCUUGGCCUAGUGGGCGACGGAGCAAGUGCAGCCACUGUCCUCGGGGCAAAUUUUUCUGCUGGUUUUAUUGCAGGAACUUUAGCAUCUGCUGCCACAUGUCCACUUGAUGUGGCAAAAACUCGACGACAAAUUGAGAAUCCUGAGAGGGCAUUAAAGAUGACAACAAGAACAACAUUGCUCGAGAUUUGGAGGGAUGGAGGAUUUAGAGGGCUAUUUACUGGUGUGGGUCCCCGUGUAGGUCGUGCUGGUCCAUCGGUUGGGAUAGUUGUCUCCUUUUACGAAGUUGUCAAGUAUGCUUUACAUCAUAGACAUCCAACUUCAUCAUCAUAGAAGAUACUUGCGUUCAUCAUCUAGCCCUGUUUGCGUUGCUUGAGGCUUCUGUUUCCAUUUUAAAGUUAGCUUAAUAGUGAAUCACAUCAAAGACACCAAAUCUCAGCCCCAGAAAAAUAAUGUUCCUGACAUCCCCUGACAUUGCAAGAAGUCAGAGCUCAAGAAGCAACAGAACAUUGGGCAGUGGGAACCUACUAAUGAGUAAAAUCAAAUAAUUGUCCUAGAUUCCCGUAGCAUUAAGUGUCUCGGUUUUUCAUCAUUACAUUUGCAACAUUAUAAGGAAUUUUAAUAAGUGCCAUUGUGGUAUUGAGACAACGAGUUGGCCCUUGACAGCAAGGAGAUAAGCUUCCACAGAGGAAAUAGUUUUUUUUUUGUUUUCUUUUCUUUUGGUAGAAAGAAUACGAAUUCACACAAUUCUUGUGAUGUAUCCGCUUUGUCACAAGCAUAUGUAUUCUACGAAUUGUCAUAAACCCAAUUCAUUAAUGUAUACAAGUUAAGAUUUGUUUGUGAAUAUUAUGGAAGAUCUCAUUUUUAAGAAUGAAAUACAGGAUU
Messenger RNA from Gastrolobium bilobum, 1767 nucleotides. RefSeq names its product mitochondrial carrier protein MTM1-like. The coding region runs from base 7 to 1215 and encodes 402 amino acids. Gene Ontology annotation, biological process: mitochondrial transmembrane transport. Lineage: Eukaryota; Viridiplantae; Streptophyta; Magnoliopsida; Fabales; Fabaceae. The transcript is spliced from 10 exons. The record is from RefSeq and is a predicted model, not a curated record.